UUCGUUUUGGGAGAACACAUAGAUGAGCUAAGAGCUAAGAGGAAGGUGCCCCUCCUCAUGAGCCAUGCUGCUUCUUUCUCUCUCUCUCUCUGUUUCUUUCCAUAAAGAAUCAUGCCGAAUGAGAACUGAGUUUACAUUUAUUUUAACCUCCCAAGAAUGAUAUAUAUAAGAAGGCCACGAACAAGUGUAACAUCACUGCAAGUAGCAAGAAAGCAAAGCAAAACAAAACAAAACAAUGGAGGUGAAUGGUGUCAGCACGGUGAGGCAAGCAGAACCCCAGCACCAGGCACCUGGUUGGAAGAGGUUCCUCGCUCAUGUCGGCCCUGGCUUUCUGGUCUCGUUGGCUUACCUCGAUCCUGGAAAUUUGGAGACUGACCUACAAGCAGGAGCAGAUCACAGAUACGAGCUCCUAUGGGUGAUUCUGAUCGGACUGAUUUUUGCCCUCAUUAUCCAAUCUCUAUCGGCAAAUCUAGGAGUGACUACAGGGAGGCACCUGGCUGAACUGUGCAAGGCAGAGUACCCUGUUUUAGUGAAGUACUGUCUGUGGCUGCUGGCAGAGCUGGCUGUGAUUGCUGCUGAUAUACCUGAAGUGAUAGGGACGGCCUUCGCUCUCAACAUCUUGUUCCAUGUUCCCGUUUGGGCCGGAGUGCUUGUGACAGGAUUGAGCACUCUGUUGCUGCUGGGACUGCAGAGAUUUGGGGUCAGAAAACUCGAGCUGUUUAUCUCCCUCCUGGUGUUUGUAAUGGCGGCCUGUUACUUCGGGGAGCUGAGCUACGUGAAGCCGCCUGCGACGGAGGUGAUCAAGGGCCUGUUCGUCCCGAGACUCAAAGGCAACGGCGCCACCGGAGACGCCAUCUCCCUCCUCGGCGCCCUCGUCAUGCCGCACAAUUUGUUCCUGCAUUCAGCACUAGUGCUGUCGAGGAAGACUCCACCUUCUGUCAAAGGGAUCAAUGAUGCCUGCAGAUAUUUCUUGUUGGAGAGUGGGUUUGCGCUGUUCGUGGCGCUGCUCAUCAACAUCGCGGUGGUCUCGGUCUCCGGAACCGUGUGCGCGGCUACGAAUCUUUCUGCUGCUGACGCUGACAGAUGCAGUGACCUAACCCUAAACUCUGCGUCUUUCUUGCUAAGGAAUGUGCUGGGGAAGUCGAGCUCCAUCGUGUACGGAAUCUCUUUGUUGGCUUCUGGCCAGAGCUCGGCGAUCACAGGCACAUACGCCGGUCAAUAUAUCAUGCAGGGAUUUUUGGACAUUAAAAUGAGGAUAUGGGUCCGAAACCUCAUGACUCGAUGCAUCGCCAUUUGUCCCAGUCUCGUCGUGGCGAUCAUCGGAGGAACGGCCGGCGCCGGGAGGCUCAUCAUCAUCGCAUCGAUGAUCCUCUCGUUCGAGCUCCCCUUCGCCCUCAUCCCUCUGCUCAAGUUCAGCAGCAGCAGCACCAAGAUGGGACCUCACAAGAACUCCAUCUACAUAAUUGUGAUCUCGUGGAUCCUCGGGCUGGGCGUAAUUGGCAUCAACAUCUACUACUUGAGCACGAGCUUCGUGACGUGGAUCAUCCACAGCAGCCUCCCCAAGCCUGUUACAGUGCUGAUUGGGAUCGUCGUCUUCCCUGCCAUGGCGGUUUACGUGCUCGCCUUGAUCUACUUGACGUUCAGGAAGGACACGGUGGUGACCUUCGAUGAGAAGAUGGAGCACUCGAUGGAGCAGGGAGGGCAAGGAAUCAACAGGGGGACGGAGGUGGUGCCCUACAGAGAAGACCUUGCCGGCCCUCUGCCGGAGUAAAGAUUUUCCGAGGGCAGGUUGGUUUUUAUGAAUAUGAAGGAUCUUGAUGUGAUUAAUUAAUGUCGAGUGUGUUUGUUGGAUUUCAUGUAACCAGUGCAUUUUGCUAUUCUCCCUAAGAAAAAGUUGUAUUUGCAAUAUAGUCA
Messenger RNA from Zingiber officinale, 1914 nucleotides. RefSeq names its product metal transporter Nramp5-like. Gene Ontology annotation, biological process: metal ion transport. The transcript is spliced from 11 exons. Bases 236 to 1771 code for a protein of 511 amino acids. The record is from RefSeq and is a predicted model, not a curated record. Lineage: Eukaryota; Viridiplantae; Streptophyta; Magnoliopsida; Zingiberales; Zingiberaceae. Gene Ontology annotation, molecular function: manganese ion transmembrane transporter activity; cadmium ion transmembrane transporter activity. Gene Ontology annotation, cellular component: membrane.